AUGCAGCCGAACGGAAAGCAGACCGCAAGGCCAGAGAACAGCAGCUGCAGAACACAUUGGAAAAAAUAUCAAAUUUGGCAAAUUACAUCAAAGCGAGAUGAAAACAUCAAGAGAUCUCUUCGAGAACUCUAUACUUGUCCAUAUCGAGAUCGGAAAGACAGAAAUGGCCAUCGUGUACCUGACACCUGCGAAUGGGUCACAACCCACGCUCUCUUUAGGAACUGGAAAGCAAGCCACACUUCUGCCAGUGGUCUUCUAUGGAUCUCUGCAGACCCAGGCUGUGGCAAAUCCGUUCUUGCAAAGUAUCUGGUUGAUGAAGUUCUCCUUAGUACAAGGAUGACGACUGUCUGCUACUUUUUCUUCAAGGACGACUUUUCCGACCAGAACAACUCUGCGAAUGCGGUUGCAAGUCUUCUACGUCAAGCUCUCAUGGCUCGACCCUCUCUUUUUACCAAUACAAUAUUAGAGAAGUUUGAAACUGAUGGCCAACAACUCCUUGGUUCUUUCCAGAGCCUGUGGGAUUUAUUCAUUGAUGUAGCAGCAAAUGAAAAUACUGGCGAAAUAGUUUGCGUGGUUGACGCUUUGGAUGAGUGUCGGGACGAGGACCGUCUUCCCUUUAUUCAAGCUAUAAGCAGACUUUAUUUGGAGGAAAACCCCAAAUCAAAGUCCAAUCUGAAAUUUCUAGUCACUAGUCGACCAUACGGACACAUUCGCAGUGUAUUUCACGCCUUGGAGACAAAUUUACCGACAAUUAAUUUGAGUGGUGAAGAUGAAAUCGAAGUGGAGAAAAUAUCAAACGAGAUUGAUCUCGUGGUCACAAGUCGAGUCCAAGAGAUUGCGCACAUAAAAUCCCUCGAGGACAGAGAAUGCAUCUUUCUCCAGGAACAACUGAAAAAGAUUAGCAACAGAACAUAUCUCUGUGUCAGUUUAACCCUUGAAUUCAUUGAGAAAACGCCAGGUUUCACUAGAGGAAAUGUUCGACGAGUUAUACACAAUGAAAUACCGCUCGACGUGGACGAGGCCUAUGAAAAGAUACUAAAUAGAAGUCCAAAUCAUGCCAAGGCAAAAAGAUUACUUCACAUUGUCACUGCUGCAAAGCGUCCAUUAUCUCUAGAUGAGAUGUCUCUUGCCCUGGCCUUCCGGCCUGGGAACGCUGACCAGGCUUAUGACGAUAUCAUCGAUGAGAUGGAACCAGUCGAGCGUCUCAGAACGUCGUUACGAGAUCUUUGUGGGCUUCUUUUGACCGUCGUUGACCAAAAGGUUUACCUUCUUCAUCAGACCGUCAAGGAAUUCCUGGUCAGAAAUUCCGCACUCGACAUCAUCGAAACAUCAAAUCUUUGGAAGCAUUCCAUUUCUCCUAAAGAUUCAAGUCGAGUCCUCGCGGAUAUAGGCGCAUGGCUUCUCUGCAUGCAUGAGGGGCUGAGUAUUUUGAGAUCGCUUUACGAAUACUUUGUUGAAUUCUGGCCAGUUCACUUUCGUGAAUCUUGUGUCAGGAAAGAAGAUCCUCUUGUUGUAUUGGCAACUCAGUUAUGCGAUUCGACGAUCAUGGAAUCUGCGAGGUUUCACGAAUUUUGGAACUCCAUGGGACAACUUCGAUUUUAUUAUGACCACAUGCAAGGUGACUUUCCGCUUGGAGUCUCAAUAUUGAUAUGCGCGUCGUAUUUUGGACUUUCUGCGGUUGUUGAGAGUAUUCUUGACAGCAGUGAGGUGAAUAUCAAUGAAAAAGAUCUCACAUGGCAAAGAAUACCCAUGGGCUGGGCAGCAGAAAAGGGUUACGAUGACAUAGUCAAAAUGUUUCUGGAGACUGGUAAGGUCGAAUUUGGUGCAGUUGACCGUACUCAAGCAUCACCAUUGUUAUGUGCGGCUAGAAGUGGACACACAAAAGUUGUUAAAGUUCUUCUUAGUUGGUGGUCAGAUGACGUGGACUGGCCAGAUGCGAAGGGACAUACACCUCUCCUCUACGUAGCAGCUCUUGAUUUUUAUGGAGUAGUAAAACUACUCUUGGAGACCAAGAAGGUGGAUGUCGAUUCGGUUAUUAGCGGUAAAAGAGCCCUUGAUGUGGCUUGUGAGAACGAGCAUCAGGAGGUUGUCAGGCUGCUCCUUAAAACCGGGAACGCAAGCGCCGACAGAAUCCCUGGUCACCACCAUUCACCACUACAUAUCGCAUUGAUAAACAAGCGUGAAGCUAUCGCCAUAUUGCUUCUGGAGACUGGUCGUACUGAUCCAAAUCAAAAAUGCGGGGAUGAGCAAACACCACUCCAUUAUGCCGCACAGUCUGGACUAGAGACCGUGGUGAAAUGGCUGCUUGAUAGUGGUAAAGUGAGCGUUGAUUCAAAAGACCGAAACGGUAAAACACCUCUCCAUUUUGCUGCACAAUCUGGAAAUGAAAACAUUGUGAAAAUGCUUGUCGACACUGGAGAAAUAGAUGAUAUCGACUUGAAAGGUUAUAAGGACAGUUCACCACUGUGGCUCGCGGCUUCUGAGGGCCAUGCAAGUGUUAUGAAGUUUCUCUUGAGCACUGGAAAAGUCGACCCCGACUCGAGGUGUUACCUGAAUGGUUCGCCGCUUCUUACAGCGGCAGCUCAGGGACAUGUGUCAAUCGUCAAGUUGCUUCUAGAUACGAAGGCCGUGGUAGUUGACGCAAAGGAGUCAACAGAGCAGCGUAGAGGUUUAUCUAUAGCUGCACAACAUGGACACACGGAUAUAGUCAAGUUGCUCUUAGAGACUGGGGAAGUCGACGUUGAAACAAGAGAUCUUCGACACGGGCGCACUCCACUCUUAUGGGCAAUUUGGAAUGAACCAUGUUUCCCAGAACAAGGAUCUGUGGUUCGCAUGCUCAUUGAAAUUGGGGAAGCAGACGUGAACGCACGAGACUCUGUGGGUCUGACGGCACUAUUGCUUGCAAUCGAUAGAAAUAGCGCAGAGGUUGUCAAAUUUCUACUUGAGACUGGUCGAGUAGAUGUGAAUGCUCGAGGCUAUCGUGAUCGUACACCAUUCGGUAUGGCAGUUUUCAUUGGACAACGUGAGAUUAUGAAGCGUCUACUAAGCACUGGAAAAGUUGAAGUUGACACACCAUUCAACGAUGGGCUCAUUCCUCUGUUGUGGCUAGCGAAAUGUGGAUUCGAAGACAUCAUUCAGUUGCUAAUCAGUGAUUGCGGAGCAAACUGCAAUGCACGAGCUCCUGCAGGAGAUACUGCACUAUCAAUAGCAGCCUCCAAUGGACAUCCCAAGGUAGUCGAGUUUCUACUUGAUACUGGCAAAUUCGAUGCGAACUCAAGAAAUGACUUUGGCGAGACAGCACUGUCACUCGCAAGCCGCAAUGGCCACCACGAUGUGGUGAAGGUCCUGCUUGACACAGGAGAUUUUGAGUCAAAGCCUGAAGUAUCAACCUCAGAUCAAUCUUGA
Messenger RNA from Penicillium malachiteum, 3405 nucleotides. Its product is annotated as ankyrin repeat domain-containing protein. Bases 1 to 3405 code for a protein of 1134 amino acids. The record is from RefSeq and is a predicted model, not a curated record. Lineage: Eukaryota; Fungi; Ascomycota; Eurotiomycetes; Eurotiales; Aspergillaceae. The transcript has a single exon. Gene Ontology annotation, molecular function: protein binding.